Camelus dromedarius (Arabian camel) is the source of this 583-nucleotide messenger RNA. It is a transcript of the gene NDUFA11, whose product is annotated as NADH:ubiquinone oxidoreductase subunit A11. The transcript is spliced from 4 exons. The coding region runs from base 92 to 517 and encodes 141 amino acids. Gene Ontology annotation, biological process: mitochondrial respiratory chain complex I assembly. The record is from RefSeq and is a predicted model, not a curated record. Lineage: Eukaryota; Metazoa; Chordata; Mammalia; Artiodactyla; Camelidae.
CGCCCAGGAAGUCUCGCGAGAGCGAGCGGCAUCUGCCCUUGGGCUUUGGGAGCCGGCGGGUCUUGCUGUGCGGGACUUGGGGUGCGCGGUCAUGCGUAAGACGAUUCUUCACCAGUACUUGGACAUCCCCGAAGGCACCGAGUGCCACCGCAAGGCCUACGCCAGCACCAGUAUCGGUGGUGCCGCUGGCCUGAUGGUCUCUGCCUACAGCAUCGCACUCUGGCCCCCGGGCUCCUUCCUGGAGGGAGUGGCGAGGACAGGACAGCACACAUUCACCGCAGCCGCCAUCGGUGCCAUAUUCGGCCUCACCUCCUGCAUCAGCGCCCAGGUCCGAGAGAAGCCCGAUGACCCUCUGAACUACUUCAUUGGAGGCUGCGCCGGAGGCUUGACCCUGGGAGCGCGCACCCACAGCUUCGGGAUUGGAGCCGCCAGCUGCGCGUACAUGGGCAUCAUGGCUGCCCUGGUCAAGAUGGGCCAGCUGGAGGGCUGGAAGGUGUUCGCAGAGCCCAAGGUGUGAGCCCCGCUGCCUCCCCGGGACAUUGGGCAGGUUGAAGUUCGUCUGAAAAUAAAUUCUGUGUCUGUC